Messenger RNA from Parastagonospora nodorum SN15, 1716 nucleotides. RefSeq lists its product as hypothetical. The coding region runs from base 1 to 1716 and encodes 571 amino acids. Lineage: Eukaryota; Fungi; Ascomycota; Dothideomycetes; Pleosporales; Phaeosphaeriaceae. The transcript has 2 exons. The record is from RefSeq and is a predicted model, not a curated record.
AUGGCUUUCCGACAGCAGCAGCGGCCUAAGAGCUCGCGACAAAUAUCCUACAAUGCACCAGAACCUGCACCCGACGCUGCUACCGCCUCACAGCAGCUCAAACGACCACUAGAGGCCUCCGAAGAAUGGAUCCUCUUCUCCCCAACCGCCCCUUCUACCACUGCCCGCACACAGACUACCUCGACCGAACGAACACCACGAACAGCUGGUCUGUCAAGGUUCAGUGAGUUCGGCUCACUUGAGACUGCAGCCCAGUCCGAGGACGGCGAUAAUGGCACCUUCCUGGACACUGAGGAGGAAUUAGACAGUCUAGAUGACGGUCUACGUGCUUUCCACGAGCCUUCUGACUACGGCGCGCCAGCAAGCAGGCUGGUCCAAAGCGGCGAGACUGUCUUACCAACCCACGAUGGCCUGGGCGAGUUCCUCACUGAUGCGACUACACAAGAACACAUGUGGCAGUUUGAGCAAUCACGACGGCGUACCACACGAAGACGGUCAAGUGUCCAGAGACACUUCUCUAUCUUAGAUCAGGUGGAUGAAGGCAACCAAGAACAAGAAAGGCGCCAGCGCAUUGAGAAAUGGCGGCUAGAGCAGAGCAAAGCGCUGCUGGAAGAGAUUGAGAAAGAGACUAGGCGGAGACGGCGAAUGAUUCCAAAGCCUGCACCAUCUGCUGCGGAGACGCAGAGUGACUCGUCGGAGGAAGGAUCCGAGUCUUUCUGGCAACGAAUAACGAGGAGGGUGAUCCGAGACCUCAUCGGGCUGGACGAGGACACAUUGUCGGUUAUCUUUGGUGAAUCACUUCCCGAGGAACUGAGUACACCAAACCGGGGUUCUUCCACAGAGUUCUCUGCAGAAAAAGCCCUAGAAGAUGCAGGCAUUGACCCGUCGACAAUGUCAGAAGAUGGUUGGCAGACCCGGAUACUCGAGCGAGUUGCGCGAGAGCUUGGAACACUGGUUCAUCAACUGUCCGAGCAUCCUGGAGCAUUUGCCACAUACCAGCGCACACAGUCAGCACCGGAAUAUGCAGGCCUGACAUCAACGACGUUCAAGCCGACCCUGCCAGCCGAGUUGAGCUCAGUACGCCCCGUCAGCUCGCAACCGACCUCCGAUUCGCCUGCAUCGGCUCACUUUGCGCCUACCUUUCAACAAACACCUCACGUUUACAGUGAAGCGUCAUUAUGGGGCAUUGAAGAAGAGCCUGCAGAGGUUGACCCCUUAGAUACCCGCACACCUCCCGCCACUCCUGCCAAUAUUGCCGAAGACCUUGUCCGUGAGCGCGAAUACUGGGAGCGUGAGCUGGACGUCAACAUGAUCUUCAGCUUCCUAGUCAAGCGCUUCACAUCACGACGCUCGAACAUCUCAUCACCACCUCGCAAAGCAUCGAGCGCUCCCUCCAACGGCACCGACGAAACUGUAGACUCUGCUCGCCGAGCCGCCAUCAUUCGACAGCAUCACCCUUUGGUCAGUAGGACGACGGAACGAAGACUCCCGACGUCGUCCUCAUCCACUCAACAUAGGGAGAUGAAGCGCAAGGACGCUACGUAUCGCACGUACUAUAACCCCCAGGCGUCUUUGAGGCAUCAGAAGCUCAGAAGUAAUUCGAGCUGCGCGAGUCAGAGCACGAAGAAGAGCAAGCGCAGCAGUAACUCGGCACGCAACUACUGGGACCUCGGCGGGUCUGUUGGUAGUGGAAGUGUGCUUGCUGGCGAGGUGUAG